This is a messenger RNA of Colletotrichum phormii, 2281 nucleotides long. RefSeq names its product transmembrane amino acid transporter. Gene Ontology annotation, cellular component: endoplasmic reticulum. The transcript is spliced from 4 exons. Lineage: Eukaryota; Fungi; Ascomycota; Sordariomycetes; Glomerellales; Glomerellaceae. Gene Ontology annotation, biological process: amino acid transmembrane transport. Gene Ontology annotation, molecular function: L-amino acid transmembrane transporter activity. Bases 214 to 1968 code for a protein of 584 amino acids. The record is from RefSeq and is a predicted model, not a curated record.
GGAUACAACCUUUGACAACCAAAACCAAAGGGACACGACAUCUACAACCUUAGCCUAGGUUCACCACAAUCCACGACGCCGAAACGACCACAACGAGCACCCGCUUCUUCAAAUAACCGCCUCAAACGACGCCACGAUUCGCGAUCCCUUUCGCCUUCUCUUCGCCAAACCCCCUUUCUGUCUCCACGGAAGAUGACAUCGCAAUAACUUACAAUGGCCAAGGCCCCAAAUCAUGGAGCCCACCAAGACGACUCCCACCUCCCGGGCGCCGUCGCCGCCCAUUCCCACCACAGCCCGAGCGAAGAGGACAGAGGCCUCCUCGCCGACGAUCCCCUCUCUCCGCACCACCAUGAAUCUCACGGCGCCGGCACAACCACCACCACCACCACCACCAGCGACGAGGGGUACUUUGUAGCAGCAAAGCAGUACGCCACAUCCCUCCGAUCCCCCGGCACCCCCCGGACCCCGAACCGCGUCCGCUUCAACCCCAUCCCCUCCAUCGUCGAGCCGCCGCCCCCGCGCGCCUCAAUGACCAACAGCAACGGCGGCUCAUCCGCCCGCGCAAGCCGCGACAGCUUCGACGUCGACGACGACCUCUUCCACCACGCCCCCGGCGCAGACGAACACGAUGACCAUCACCUCCUGCCCCUCCUCACAGACAUUGAGGCCCCCUCUGUCACCCUCGCCAACAGCCCCUGGGGCGAGGACGCCGACGACGUACACGAAUGGGCCGAGCAGGAGCGCGCGAGGCCCAAAUCGGGUCUGAAGAUGGCGUUCAUGAAUAUGGCCAACUCCAUCAUUGGCGCCGGCAUCAUCGGCCAGCCCUACGCCUUCAAGCAGGCCGGCUUGCUGGCCGGAAUCAUUCUCCUCGUCGGCCUCACCGUCGUUGUGGACUGGACCAUCUGCCUCAUCGUCAUCAACAGCAAGCUGUCGGGAAGCAACAGCUUCCAGGGGACCGUCGAGCACUGCUUCGGCAAGACGGGGCUCAUUGCCAUCUCAGUCGCGCAGUGGGCGUUUGCCUUUGGCGGCAUGGUUGCCUUUGGCGUCAUUGUCGGCGACUCAAUACCUCACGUCUUCACGGCCAUCUGGCCCGAUAUUCGGGAAAUGCCCGUGUUCCACCUCUUGGCGAACCGGCAGGUGGUCAUUGUAGUCUUCAUUUUGGGAAUCAGCUACCCGCUGACCCUGUAUCGCGAUAUUGCAAAGCUGGCCAAAGCAAGCACAUUAGCUCUCAUAAGCAUGGGCGUCAUCGUAGCGACUGUCAUCAUUCAGGGAGCUCUCACUCCCAAAGCUGACCGGGGUUCCUUCACACCCGCCCUUCUGACCGUAAACACUGGCAUAUUUGAAGCCAUUGGCGUGAUUUCUUUCGCAUUCGUAUGCCACCACAACUCCCUCCUCAUCUAUGGCUCCCUCAAAACCCCCACAAUAGACCGCUUCUCCCGCGUAACGCACUACUCAACCGGCAUCUCAAUGGUCGCCUGCCUCCUCGUCGCCCUCGCCGGCUUCGUCACGUUCGGCGACAAGACCCUCGGCAACGUCCUCAACAACUUCCCCUCGGACAACGUCAUGGUCACCAUUGCCCGGCUCUGCUUCGGCCUCAACAUGCUCACCACCUUACCCCUCGAGGCCUUCGUCUGCCGCGAGGUCAUGUUCAACUACUUUUUCCCGGGCGAGCCCUUCAACAUGCACCUCCACCUCAUCUUCAGCUCCGCCCUCGUCGUCUCCGCCAUGGUCAUGAGCCUGCUCACCUGCGACGUCGGCGCCGUCUUUGAGCUCGUCGGCGCCACGUCCGCGUGUGCGAUUGCGUAUAUCCUUCCGCCACUUUGCUACAUCAAGCUCACCACCCGCUCGUGGAAGACGUAUGUCGCCGCCGCUAUUAUUGUGUUUGGUACCGUUGUCAUGGUGAUUAGUCUUAUACAGGCGGUCGCCAAGAUGAUUAGCAGUGACGGUGGACCUGCAAAGUGCAUGUAAAAGUAUAGGGUGUCUCUAUUUCCUCACUGUAUGAUCACCAAAAAAAAAAGAAGAAGAAAUGGGCGUGUUGUCCCGUCUAGAGUAAGAAUAGGAAAUCGCUAGCCGUACCCGCCCCGCCGCGUUCCAGGCGCGCUGUUUGCGGAUCGGUUGUAGACAAACCCCGGAACAUUGUAUAUCACGUAGUUCUUUGGUAGAGUAAGUACUUGGAGUAGGUAUUUAACAUUAUGGUGUUGUUGUUUUCUUGUAUGGAUAGAGAGAGACUCGGCAAUUGGAUUAUGGCGUAGGAGUGGCUAUAAAAGACACAGUAUUUAUU